Sclerotinia sclerotiorum 1980 UF-70 is the source of this 987-nucleotide messenger RNA. RefSeq lists its product as hypothetical. Gene Ontology annotation, biological process: carbohydrate metabolic process. Gene Ontology annotation, molecular function: cellulose binding; cellulase activity. NCBI's taxonomy places the organism in Eukaryota, Fungi, Ascomycota, Leotiomycetes, Helotiales, Sclerotiniaceae. The record is from RefSeq and is a predicted model, not a curated record. Gene Ontology annotation, cellular component: extracellular region. Bases 1 to 987 code for a protein of 328 amino acids. The transcript has 3 exons.
AUGAAAUCCGCUGUCUUCCUCUCCCUUCCCUUCUCUUUCCUCCUUCCUGCAGGUAUCCAUGCCCAAGCAUCAGGUACUGGUACAACAACCCGCUACUGGGAUUGCUGCAAAGCCUCCUGCGGCUGGCCCCAAAAAGCUACUCUAGCAUCUGGUUCCAACCCGGUCACCUCCUGCGACAUCUCAAACAAUCCGCUCUCGAACUACAAUGCUGUAUCCUACUGUGCUUCUUCCAGUGGCACUGCCUACAUGUGCGGCUCACAAACUCCUUGGGCAGUCUCAGAUACCUUGAGUUAUGGUUUUGCUGCCACGAAUAUCGCAGGUGGAUCAGAGGCGAGUUGGUGUUGCGCUUGUUACCAAUUGACGUUUACCAGUGGCCCAGUGGCAGGUAAACAGAUGAUUGUCCAAGCUACAAAUACAGGAGGAGAUUUGGGAAGUAAUCAAUUUGAUCUCGCUAUCCCUGGCGGUGGCUUUGGUAUAUACAACGCAUGUACAAACCAAUAUCCUUCCACACCAAGCUCAGCUUGGGGUGCCCAAUACGGCGGCAUCACUUCUCGUGACCAGUGCGCCUCUUUCCCAGCCGCACUGCAAGCAGGUUGUUACUGGCGUUUUGACUGGUUCCUCAAUGCUGACAACCCGGGCGUCUCCUUCCAGCAAAUUACUUGCCCGGCUGCUCUCACCGCUAAGAGCGGUUGUGUACGCGCUAAUGAUUCUAUCAAUGAGUCGCCCACAGGUCCAAGUGCAAUAUCUACUUGGGCAAGCUCAACCGGUGGUUCUACCUCUGCAGCUGCUAGUACUGGCAAAAGUACAAGUACGACUGCUGGCUCAGGAACGACGUCAAGUUCUACCAGUAGUGCGGCAAGUGCAGGAACCGGGUCGCCGGUUGCCCAUUACGGACAAUGCGGAGGUACCGGAUGGACAGGUUCGACUGUGUGUGCAUCGCCAUAUACAUGCUCAGUCUUAAGCGCCUAUUACUCGCAAUGCGUUUAA